Messenger RNA from Physcomitrium patens, 2873 nucleotides. RefSeq lists its product as uncharacterized. The record is from RefSeq and is a predicted model, not a curated record. NCBI's taxonomy places the organism in Eukaryota, Viridiplantae, Streptophyta, Bryopsida, Funariales, Funariaceae. Gene Ontology annotation, biological process: lipid droplet organization; lipid storage. Gene Ontology annotation, cellular component: endoplasmic reticulum membrane.
UGCGUCGACUCCGGCUGCCAUGGAGUGAGUUAGUGAUGUUGCUCUCUGGGCUGCCUCAUGGCAUGACAUGGCAUGGGGGGACGCCUCACGGAUCCUCGUAGUAGCUUCUCUCCUUGCGCCUCCUCCUCCUCCUCCUCCUCUUGUGUCAUUUUCCCUUGCUCUCCCCCAUGCAUGGCUUCCUCCGACGUCCCUCCUCCCGCCUCCGCUGCACUCCGCGAUGAUGAUGACCCUCCUGUCGCCACCCACCUCGCGCCCUUGCAAUCAUCCCCCACCUCGCUCCCUGACAUGGGCCGCCAGAGCGCUUCGCCUGGGCUCACGGCAGCUCAACCAGACGUGCUCUCGUUUGGGUCUUCCUCUUUAGUGUGGCCUUCCGUGUCAGAUUCUGAUGAUGAAGGUGAAGGAAACCAGGAUGCAAGUGUUGCAGGAAGCCGGGUCAUGUAUCCUGAGGUUUGUGGCGAUUCCGAUGCGGAAUCGUGUCGUCUAGCAGGUAUGUUUUUUGAAGAUGUGAAAGCCGGAGACAAAGAGCGGGAAAUUUUGGAAGAAGAUGUGGGGGAUUGUGCUCCUGUUGAAGUUUAUGACGUUGUGGAAGAUGCCCUGGAUGAGGAUGUUUUAGAAAAGUUGAGGACAGAUUCUCGCGAACAAGACCGAUUUCUUGAUGAAGUCGGUUCCAUGCUAUCUGCCGAUGAAGCAAAGAUGCUCCGACCAGGCGCAAUCCAUAAUUCGUUUGAGGACGAGUCGAGCUCAGUGACUACAUCUAACGUCAUUGUUAGGGACGAAGUUCCUGGGCACACGACACAAGGACUAUCUGAUGACUGGCUGGGAGCCGAUGAUGCUACAAGCUCAUUAAAUACUCUCGGAAAGGAAACGAAUGACUUGGAGCAUGAUACUCUUGAUUCAACCUCAAAUUCACGAGGGAUGGGUUCGAAAAGAGUGUACACGUUUCCUAAAAGGCAGGAUGAGGUACUUGCUGCAGCAGAGGAAGUGGGGAGUCAGGUUCUUUUGUGGCCAGUUGGGAUUGCGAUUGAAAUUAUAGGGUUUCAAGUGAAGCUUAUACUGCAGACAGUCUAUUUUUCUCUUUGGCUUUGUGGUUUCAGCAUAUCAGUGAUCACAUUUCCGUUUCGCGCAGCCAUGAAGGCGACAAGCGUAACCUCGGCUACCGUCGUUGACAUGUACACCCUUGCUACACAAGUACGACCCAUGGUAAAGGAAAAUAUUGCCCAAGCAGGACCUAUGCUGAAGCAGACAACGAAGAGAUGUGGAUUCGGAUGUCUCGCAGCAGUUUAUGUCAUGUUUAUGUUAGGGUUCCUCCUCGUUCCGGCCGUUCUUCUCGAUAUCAUUGUUAUGCACGGGCUUGUGGACGAACCGGUGGAGUUUCGCCAGAUCCUGCAUUUCGACUACAGGGAGGAGCAUCCAAGCGCAGUCAUGUCUCUUCUGCCUCCAACAAUUCUCGCUAAAGUUAAAGGCGAUGUAUACCCUAACAAAGUGCUGCGAGCUCAUGCAAUACCCCCUUCACACGGCGUGGAGGUCACCAUCUUCCUGAGUCUUCCAGAGUCCGACUACAAUCAGCAACUUGGAAUGUUUCAGGUAAGCGCAGAGUUGCUGACAGUAAGGGGUCAAGUUCUAAAACGAGCAAGCUGGCCUUGCAUGUUGCGUUUCCAAAGCUCUCCAAUACGGUAUGCUAAGCAUGUGAUCCUUGGGGUUCCUCUAGUGAUGGGACUAUCGAAGGAGUCGCAGAUGCUCGGUCUGCGAUUGUUUGAGAAUGAGAAGACCCUUUCAGCUCCGGUGGCCAUGGUGAGAUUUGUAUUAGAGCCGAGGGCAGGUUUCCCAAGAGGACAUGGGCUACCGGAAGUGUACUCUGCGGAGGCCCAAGUGCAAUCAGUGCUACCAUGGACAAGGGACCUCCUGCGUAGAUGGAAAUGGACGUUCUAUGUGUGGAAUGCUCUCUGUAUCUUCAUGUUUGAAAUUAUGGUUGUCCUCUGUUGCUGUCAUCAAGUAUUGUUACCAACAAGGCUCCUUCAGGCCAUCACCGAAGGCUUCAGAGAACCACAAGUAGUCUCUGUAAGAGACACCCCUUCUAAGAGGACGAGCAAGUCUGGUCGCCGUGUUAACUUCUCUGACGAGCUGCCUGUUGCUCGAGCGACACUGGAGCCUUCCAAGGCGCGAGAGCCCCAGUUUAGCAGGCCCGAAUCCACCAGCUCACUCACUGGUCCAAGAUUGCAACGCCUUCCACGCCAAUCCAGUGACAGUGAGGAUGCCAGCUCCGAAGCCACCAGCAGCUGGAUUGCACCACCGUUGGAAACCUUGGAUUAUGUGGGUGGCAUGGUCGAAGCUGCAGAGGAAUCAGUAAAGGAUUUAGGGGAGACGGCAGUAGAUGGUGCUAGGAGAGGUGUGGGCGCUGCUUUGCACAAAGUCGGAAAGGUUCUGGAUCAAAACUAGAGACUCAAUUUUGAUCACAGGAAAUUAUGACCAAACAGUGCCUAUAAGUAGUAUGAAAUCGAAUUGUAUAAACCUAGUGUUUGCAAGAGAUCUGUAUAGAGUCCUUCAUGCCUCUAGUUAGAUUUGGAUCAGUACAGCAGAAAAUGCCGCAUGGUUGUGGAUAACCAAUGUGGAAUGCAUGAUAAUUCCACUACCAUUUCACGACAAGCUGAAUUUUGUGUUUCUUAUCAGGACAACCUAUCUAACCUGCAACUUGAAUAUAUGCUUUGAGUACAGUUCUAGGUCUUACAGUACAGAUGUGAGUUCUUUGUCAAAAGGAUACUUUAAGUACAGAAACUUUUAGGUAAUGUAGAGUUGUUACUUCUAACAGUGGAAUAGCUACCACUAUGAUUGCUUUAAUAAUCAAAACAAUCGAGAAUUGCAGAAAAUUUUAAGAU